UAUUGAAAAUUAUUCCAAAUGGAAAACCAGAAGAUAACUACAAAUAUUUUUCUUCCACCAAAUUUAGGCUAGAAAUCUAGGAUAUGGAGACUCCGAGUGUUUCUUGCACCUUAACUUGCCCAUAAAGAAAUAUAAAAUAUAGAAAUAAACUUUUAAUUCUGAAGAGCCGGCACUAAUAAGUUUUAGGUAACGAGAAAUUUAGCAUAGCAACUCUGACAUGGAACUGUGCUGGGAAGAUACCAUAUAAGAUAGAUUUUGGAGAGCUCCUUCAUUGUGAAGAAAGCUCUGAUUCUCCAGACAUCAUUCUGCUCGGAUUCCAAGAAAUAGUUGAAUUAAGCAUCUUUAGCCUGUUCACUGGACUGGGAAAGGAGAAGAUGUGAGACUUUUUGGCAAAAGUUAUUGAAGAUCUUGAUACUAAGUUCGGAGAGGACUACAAUGUCUUUGCCUCAGUCAACAUGAUGGGACUCUUAUUAGUGAGCAUCUCCAAAAAUAAGAUUUUAAGCCAGAUUAGUAAUGUUAAUAAGACAGAUGUUCCUCUUGGAUUUGGAGGAACCAUUGGAAAUAAAGGAGCAGUUCUAAUUAGCUUCUCUCUCAAUGAAACUUCUAUUGUCUGUGCCUGAUGACAUCUUGAGAGCGGGCAGAAUAAGUGCCAUCAACGUAUCCGAAAUUGGUUUGACAUAACUGAAUUAGCAUUUUCUACAUUUGAAAGCAGCAAUCUACUCGAGCGUCACCAAGUACAGUUCUUUAUGGGAGAUUUGAAUUUUCGGUUAGAGUAUCCUUUACAAAAGACGCUCCAAAUUUUGUCAGAAAUUAACGAGGAAAAUUGGCAAACAAGUCUGAAUUUCUUGACCAACAGAGAGCAAUUAACCCUUCUUAGAAAAGGAUAUGAUUGGCUUAAUGAAUAUAAAGAGAUGAAGAUCGAUUUCCUUCCCACUUAUAAGUAUGAUGGCUCAUCAGAGAAUUAUGACAAAUCCAGCAAGAGAAUUCCCUCUUGGUGCGACCGUAUAUUGUGGAAGGAAGGCAGAGAUAGUGAGAAAAUGGUGAUCCCAGUAUGAUAUAAAAGGAGAGAGACUAAGUUUAGUGACCAUAAGCCUGUGGUCGGACUCUUUACAAUAUUACCAGACCAAACUGCCCCAGAUGUAAUAGUACAAGAGGAGGAAAUCUUGGAAAAAUUGCCUUCUUAUCAUCCUUCAAAGAAUAAAUCCUUGAGUAAGCAGCUUGAGACGGAAGGAGAUUUUACAGAGAGGUUCUCAAUGACACUUGAUUCAACUGAUUUCAACUACUAAGCAUCUCUAUGAUGGCUUGGCUACUCUAGGUAUUAUAUUGGUGAAUUUC
This is a messenger RNA of Moneuplotes crassus, 1335 nucleotides long. Lineage: Eukaryota; Ciliophora; Spirotrichea; Euplotida; Euplotidae. The record is from the annotation of a GenBank genome assembly.